Molecule: messenger RNA, 1428 nt
Organism: Abrus precatorius (Indian licorice)
Lineage: Eukaryota; Viridiplantae; Streptophyta; Magnoliopsida; Fabales; Fabaceae
Product: NAC domain-containing protein 21/22-like
Exons: 3
Coding region: 101-1012 (303 amino acids)
Biological process (GO): regulation of DNA-templated transcription
Molecular function (GO): DNA binding
Source: RefSeq, a predicted model, not a curated record
UCUCAAAUUUCUCACUUCAACUUUCAACUUCUUUUCUCUAUUCUCUUUCCCUCAAUUUCUCCAUCUCUUAAUAGCUAUCUAUACCUUUAUUCAAACAAAAAUGAGCAACAUAAGCAUGGUAGAGUCUAAGCUCCCACCAGGGUUCAGGUUUCAUCCUAGAGAUGAAGAGCUUGUCUGUGAUUAUUUGAUGAAGAAGGUUACACACAGUGAUUCCCUUCUCAUGAUUGACGUUGACCUUAACAAGUGUGAGCCUUGGGAUAUUCCUGAAACAGCAUGUGUGGGAGGGAAAGAAUGGUAUUUCUAUACACAACGAGAUAGAAAGUAUGCAACAGGGCUACGUACAAAUCGUGCCACUGCUUCAGGGUAUUGGAAGGCCACAGGGAAGGAUAGGGCUAUCCUUAGGAAGGGUACCCUUGUUGGGAUGAGGAAGACUUUGGUGUUCUAUCAAGGAAGAGCACCCAAAGGGAGAAAAACUGAGUGGGUCAUGCAUGAAUUUCGUAUUGAAGGCCCACAUGGCCCUCCUAAGCUUUCUUCUUCCAAGGAAGACUGGGUUUUGUGUAGGGUGUUCUACAAAAAUAGAGAAGUGGCAACAAAGCCUAGUAUGGGUAACUGCUAUGAUGACACCGGCUCUUCAACUCUCCCUGCAUUAAUGGACUCUUACAUUAGUUUUGAUCAAGCUCAAACUCAUGCAGAUGAAUUUGAGCAAGUGCCCUGCUUCUCCAUUUUCUCUCAAAACCAAACAAACCCCAUUUUCAACCACAUAACUACUGUGGAGCCAAAAUUGCCAAUCAACAAUGCUACAAGUGCAUAUGGAGGAGCACCAAAUUUGGGUUAUUGCUUAGACCCUUUAUCCUGUGACAGAAAAGUAUUAAAAGCUGUUUUGAGUCAGAUCACAAAGAUGGAAAGGAAUCCUCUUAACCAAAGUCUAAAAGGGUCACCAAGUUUAGGAGAAGGAAGUUCAGAGAGUUACUUAUCUGAAGUGGGUAUGCCACACAUGUGGAACAAUUACUAAUAUGUUACUUUAGUCCUUAUAUCCUCUCCCCCACAAUGCCAACAAGGGAAAAGAAUUAAAGAAAAAGAAAGAAAAAGAAAGCAUAAGGGGGAAGAUGUAAUCCAUUGUUUCAAGUCAUGGUGAGUACUUGCAUUAUACAUGUGUUGUUUAGCUAUUAAUAUAUACCCAUCCAUGAGGUCCCAAUAUAUUAGGAAAAUGGGACUUGUAAUUGAAACUUAUAAAUAUUUGUAGUUAAUUUUAGUUAGUGGAUGGAAUUUUUCUUUUUGUUAAAUUAGAUGAUGGAUUGAGAUGUUAUGAAAUCUCAAAUAGGGUCAUUUCAUCUAUACCUUUAUGAUUGAGAAAUUUUCAUGAGAUAACACCACCACUCUAAAUCCACCUUGGCAUUAGUGUUGGUGCUCCAAGUAGCAGAAACGUAU